AUGGCGCCCUUACAAGACGAUCCGAAGUCUGAUGACUCCUACGUAUCUGAUGUCUCAGAUGAGGAGCAAGUAGAGGCUCAAGACCGUGCCCCCAAGCGCCGACGCCUCUCCGAGUCUUCGGACGAUUCCUAUGUUGCGCCAACACCGCUCCCCACUCUCUCACGUAUUAAGAAGAAGGACGAUACUGCGAAGAGCACCGAUGCGAAAGAUGAGGAGGAGCCGGUUUUAAUCAAGGAUGCUCUUGAAAUUGGUCUGCAGGCCGAGGCAUCGACCUUUGGAGCGCUUAAUGUGUCCCCAUGGCUGAUCGGCUCUUUGACUACCAUGGCUGUUCGCCGACCCACGGCUAUUCAGAAGGCUUGUAUUCCUGAGAUUCUGAAAGGAAGGGACUGUAUUGGUGGUAGUCGGACAGGUUCCGGAAAGACCAUUGCAUUUGCAGUUCCAAUUAUGCAGAAAUGGGCUCAAGAUCCUUUUGGAAUCUUUGCUUUGGUUUUGACUCCAACUCGUGAGCUUGCGCUGCAAAUCUUUGAGCAGUUCAAGGCUAUCUCCGCGCCUCAGAGCAUGAAGCCUAUACUUAUCACCGGCGGCACAGACAUGCGGCAACAAGCAGUUGCUCUCGCCUCGCGCCCUCACGUCGUUAUCGCAACCCCAGGUCGUCUCGCAGACCACGUCAAAACCUCCGGCAAAGAAACCAUUGCCGGAUUAGGACGUGUCCGAAUGGUGGUAAUGGAUGAAGCAGACCGACUCCUCGCCAGUGGACCGGGAAGCAUGCUUCCGGAUGUCGAAACCUGUCUAUCAGCGCUCCCAUCCUCAGCCGAGCGUCAAACACUCCUAUUCACAGCCACAUUAACCCCCGAAGUACGAGCUCUGAAAGAAAUGCCCCGCCCAGAGAACAAGCCUCCUAUCUUCGUGACCGAGAUUUCCACCGAAAACCAAGGCAAUAUCCCCCCAACUCUAAAAGUAACAUACCUGAAAGUCCCCAUGACGCAUCGCGAAGCCUUCCUACACGCUUUGCUCUCCACCGAGGAGAAUAUCACCAAGCCAGUCAUCAUCUUCUGCAAUCAUACCAGAACAACCGAUCUGCUAGAGCGUACUCUGCGUCGACUCGGUCACCGCGCUACUUCCCUGCACAGUCUGCUCCCACAAUCUGAGCGUACAUCGAAUCUUGCUCGUUUCCGUGCGGCGGCUGCUCGGGUCCUCGUCGCUACGGAUGUCGCAUCUCGUGGUCUUGAUAUUCCGUCCGUUGAGCUGGUCGUUAACUUCGAUGUUCCCCGUAACCCUGAUGACUAUGUUCACCGUGUUGGUCGUACAGCUCGUGCUGGACGAUCCGGUGAGGCGGUCACGCUGGUUGGACAGCGAGAUGUCGAGCUCAUUCUUGCUAUCGAGACUCGGAUUGGUCGACAGAUGGAGGAGUUCGAGGAGGAGGGUGUUAAUAUUGAGAGUCGUGUUGUCCGGACGUCUGUCUUGAAGGAUGUUGGUGCGGCGAAGCGUGAGGCUAUGAAUGAGAUUGAAGAGGACCGUGAUGUACUGGGCAGAAAGCGGAACAAGUUGAAGAAGCUCCGGUAG
Penicillium malachiteum is the source of this 1563-nucleotide messenger RNA. It is a transcript of the gene dbp8, whose product is annotated as ATP-dependent RNA helicase DBP8. The record is from RefSeq and is a predicted model, not a curated record. The coding region runs from base 1 to 1563 and encodes 520 amino acids. Gene Ontology annotation, molecular function: ATP binding; RNA helicase activity; nucleic acid binding. The transcript is spliced from 2 exons. NCBI's taxonomy places the organism in Eukaryota, Fungi, Ascomycota, Eurotiomycetes, Eurotiales, Aspergillaceae.